Messenger RNA from Penicillium argentinense, 1089 nucleotides. RefSeq names its product protein-lysine N-methyltransferase. The record is from RefSeq and is a predicted model, not a curated record. Bases 1 to 1089 code for a protein of 362 amino acids. NCBI's taxonomy places the organism in Eukaryota, Fungi, Ascomycota, Eurotiomycetes, Eurotiales, Aspergillaceae. The transcript has 4 exons.
AUGUCCCGCAGUGUGUUCAUUACAGCUACCAGCUACCCUAGGGUAAUCUUGGCAGCCACCAUGGUAGAGUCAAUUCGCAUGCUCGCCAGGCAGUAUUUCCAGCUCGUCGACCCACCCCAACUAGCAAUCCCUCCUAACAACAUCCUCAUCCAACCGACCGUCCAGGAAGCCCUAUACGAGCACAUGUUCAACGAAUCCCUCACCCCACUCCCACCAGCACCAUAUCGAGCCCGCGUCCUAAAGCUCCUCCUCAGCCGAAUCGAGGAAGCAAUCACAGACCCAGAAGAAGAUGAAAUUCACGACACAUUAAUGGAAACUUGGGCUUCGCUCCUCACAACCCCCAAACCACCCGCCCUCCAGCAAGCACAACAACUCUCCAAAAUAAAAUACACUGCCCCCUCCCCCGGCAGCGAAAGAACAGUCAUAACCUCCGAAUCUCGCGGCGUAAUCCUCUCCGGCGGCACAACAGGAAACCGAACCUGGGAAGCAGCCCUGCACCUCGGCUCAUUCCUGUCAACACCUCCAGGCGCAGAACUAGUCCGCGGGAAGAGGAUUAUAGAAUUAGGAGCUGGGACGGGAUUCCUUUCACUUUUUUGUGCGAGGCAUCUAGAUGUUAAGAACGUUGUGUGUACGGAUCGGGAGAUGUUUUUGGUUGAGAAUAUGCGGGAGUGUGUACGACUAAACAACUUGGAGGUUGAGGGUGGGGGUAAUCUUAUGGUUCCGACUAUCUGGGAUUGGGGCACGCCUCUCGAUCUCGACAAGACGGAGUUGAGUGAUGAUUCAAGUGGGGAGGGGGAGAUGGAGUUUGAUAUUGCGCUUGGAGCGGAUUUGAUCUACGACGCAGACAUAAUCCCGCUCCUCCUUAGCACAGUCCGCGAUUUAUUCGAGAACUACGCCGUGAAGGAAUUUGUGAUCGCCGCGACGCUGCGGAAUGAGAGGACGUUUCAGACGUUUUUGGAUGGGUGUGAAACAAAUUCGUUCAAUGUCGAGACGCUCACGUUCGAGUCUACGCCGUCCGAGGAACAGACGGGUUUCUUUCAUUCCACUAGUAUUCCGAUUCAUACUUAUAGGAUCACGCAGCGGAUAUGA